AUGCAAAAUAAGGAUCGGCACCUCAAACCACGCUAUUCUUCUGAAAUAUUAACCAAUAACGCUGGACUGAUGACGGAUGCUUGCUUGCUUCUUAAACAAAUGAUGAAAGUGGCGAUGUUGCCGACGUCGGCCAAGCUGUUGCUGCUGUCGAUUGAGCAGUUGCGACUGUUGACUACCCAUAAAGGACCGGACCCCGGAGCCGCAUGCGUGUAG
This is a messenger RNA of Cercopithifilaria johnstoni, 213 nucleotides long. The record is from the annotation of a GenBank genome assembly. Lineage: Eukaryota; Metazoa; Nematoda; Chromadorea; Rhabditida; Onchocercidae.